UCAAUCCUCUCUUUUUUUCUUCCUCUUCCCUCUUUCUUAGUCUCCCCUAUAAAUCUCCCCUUUGUCUCCUCCUCCUCUUCUCACAUUUCUCGGGAGAACCAUCAACUUAGACGAGUUAUUCCGUUUAUCAUCUCCGUUUCUCCCGUCUUUUCAGCCGGAGAUCUUGGUAAAGCGAGAUGGAACCACAUGGACUAAGAGCUGUAGGUUCACACACUUCUCUGUCGGAGAUGGACGAUCUUGAUCUGAGCCGAGCAUUAGACAGACCGAGGUUGAAGAUCGAACGGAAGAGAUCUUUCGACGAGAGGUCAAUGAGUGAACUGUCUAGGCACGAUUCUCCAAGAGGCAGGUCGGUUCUCGACACCCCUCUCUCUUCUGCUAGAAACUCCUUUGAGCCUCAUCCUAUGAUGGCUGAGGCCUGGGAGGCUCUUCGGAGGUCUAUGGUCUUCUUCCGUGGCCUUCCUGUUGGUACUCUCGCUGCUGUCGAUAAUACUACCGACGAGGUCUUAAAUUAUGACCAGGUGUUUGUGCGUGAUUUUGUACCAAGUGCACUGGCGUUUCUGAUGAACGGUGAAUCGGACAUAGUGAAACAGUUUCUGCUCAAGACACUUCAGCUUCAAGACUCCGAGAAGCGUGUUGACUGUUUCAACCUUGGCAAAGGUGUGAUGCCUGCAAGCUUCAAGGUGAGUCACGAUCCAAUCCGGGAGACAGACCACCUCGUUGCAGAUUUUGGUGAAACCGCCAUUGGAAGAGUGGCACCUGUGGAUUCAGGGUUCUGGUGGAUCAUCCUUCUCCGUGCUUACACCAAGUCAACCGGAGAUUUGACUCUCUCGGAGACACCAGAGUGUCAAAAGGGAAUGAAACUCAUCCUCUCUCUGUGCUUAGCUGAAGGGUUCGAUACCUUCCCCACGCUGCUUUGUGCUGAUGGAUGUUCCAUGAUUGAUCGUAGAAUGGGUGUUUAUGGGUAUCCAAUUGAGAUCCAAGCGUUGUUCUACAUGGCUCUGAGAUGUGCCUUGUCGAUGCUAAAGCCUGACGGAGAUGGUAGAGAGGUCAUUGAGAAGAUCACUAAGCGACUUCACGCCUUGAGCUUCCAUAUGCGUAACUACUUCUGGCUUGAUUACCAGCAACUCAAUGACAUUUACAGGUUCAAGACCGAGGAAUACUCACACACGGCGGUGAACAAGUUCAAUGUGAUGCCAGACUCAAUACCAGAGUGGGUUUUUGAAUUCAUGCCUCUUCGGGGAGGCUACUUUGUGGGUAAUGUAGGACCUGCCCAUAUGGACUUCCGGUGGUUUGCACUCGGCAACUGCGUCUCCAUACUCUCGUCCUUGGCCACUCCAGAUCAGUCCAUGGCCAUUAUGGACCUUCUUGAGCACAGGUGGGCUGAGCUUGUAGGCGAGAUGCCCCUCAAAAUUUGUUAUCCUUGCCUCGAGGGCCGCGAGUGGCGCAUCAUCACUGGCUGUGACCCCAAGAACACUCGGUGGAGCUACCACAACGGUGGUUCUUGGCCAGUUUUGUUGUGGCAGCUAACUGCAGCGUGCAUUAAGACAGGAAGACCGCAGAUCGCGAGACGUGCGGUUGACCUGAUAGAAUCGCGUCUUCACAGAGACUGCUGGCCAGAGUAUUACGACGGUAAGCUUGGACGGUACGUGGGGAAACAGGCUAGGAAGUACCAGACCUGGUCAAUCGCUGGUUACUUAGUGGCUAAAAUGUUGCUAGAAGAUCCUUCACACAUCGGUAUGAUAUCCCUCGAUGAAGACAAACUUAUGAAACCAGUUAUCAAGCGAUCUGCGUCUUGGCCGCAACUUUGAAAAACAGGUCUCUGUUUCUGGUCUGUUCAGUACUUGUCACUUUACAAUUUUUUGUUUUUGUUUUUGUUUUGUUUGGCUGUUUGUAUGAUAAUGAUAUUAAUAACUUCUGCGGAAGAUGGGGUCAUAGACUUUAUUGAUUGCUUCUUUCUUGCCUUGCAAGUAAGAAGAAAAGAAAUGGGAAAAGAUCGUUUGCCGUU
Messenger RNA from Raphanus sativus (radish), 2005 nucleotides. Its product is annotated as alkaline/neutral invertase CINV1. The transcript has 6 exons. Gene Ontology annotation, molecular function: endo-alpha-N-acetylgalactosaminidase activity; sucrose alpha-glucosidase activity. Bases 177 to 1808 code for a protein of 543 amino acids. Gene Ontology annotation, biological process: sucrose catabolic process. The record is from RefSeq and is a predicted model, not a curated record. Gene Ontology annotation, cellular component: chloroplast. Lineage: Eukaryota; Viridiplantae; Streptophyta; Magnoliopsida; Brassicales; Brassicaceae.